Molecule: messenger RNA, 2802 nt
Organism: Lolium rigidum
Lineage: Eukaryota; Viridiplantae; Streptophyta; Magnoliopsida; Poales; Poaceae
Product: pentatricopeptide repeat-containing protein At4g16835, mitochondrial
Exons: 2
Coding region: 1-1815 (604 amino acids)
Biological process (GO): RNA modification
Molecular function (GO): zinc ion binding; RNA binding; protein binding
Source: RefSeq, a predicted model, not a curated record
AUGAUCGGGCGCCAUCUUCGUCUGGGUGUCGUCGGUGCGCGCUCCCUCACAACGGCACCGAUCCGGCGCGCCGGGGCGGAUGCCUCGGCGUCCACGCCCCGUCAGACCACUACUGCCGACUACAACCGCCUCCUCGCCGGCUACGCGAGGUCUCCCGACCGCCGCCUCGCGGACGCGCGCCACCUGUUCGACAGAAUCCCGAACCCCGACGCCGUCUCCUACAACACGCUCCUCUCCUGCCACUUCGCCCGCGGCGACGUCGCGGGCGCCCGGGAGCUCUUCUCCGCGAUGCCGGCCAGGGACGUCGCGUCCUGGAACACCAUGGUGUCCGGCCUGUCCAGGAGCGGGGCCGUGGAGGAGGCCAGGGCCGUGUUCCUGGCCAUGCCGGCGAGGAACUCCGUCUCGUGGAACGCCAUGGUUUCCGGGUUCGCCUCCGCUGGCGACAUGGGCAAGGCGGAGGCGUGCUUCCGGGACGCGCCGCAGAAGGACGACCCGGUUCUCUGGACCGCGAUGGUGUCGGGGUACAUGGACGCCGGCAACGUGGAGAAGGCCGUCCGGUUCUUUCACGCGAUGCCGGUGAGGAACCUGGUCUCGUGGAAUGCCGUGGUUGCUGGCUACGUCAAGAAUUCGCGCGCGGAGGACGCCUUGCGGGUGUUCAAGGCUCUGGUCACGGCUGCCGCUGUCCGGCCAAAUGAGUCGACGCUGAGUAGCGUGCUCCUUGGAUGCAGCAACUUGUCUGCGCUGGGGUUCGGGAGACAGGUACAUCAGUGGUGCAUCAAGUUGCCGCUGAGUAGGAGAGUCACCGUGGGCACGGCCCUUGUGAGCAUGUACUGCAAGUGUGGGGACUUGGAGGGCGCUUGCAAGCUGUUCGGUGAGAUGCGCACGAGGGAUGUAGUUGCAUGGAAUGCGAUGAUUUCCGGCUACGCUCAGCAUGGGGAUGGACGGGAAGCUAUCAGAUUGUUUGAGAAGAUGAAGGAUAAAGGAGUUGAGCCAAACUGGAUUACUUUCGUGGCAGUGUUGACAGCUUGUAUCCAUACUGGGUUGUGUGAUUUUGGAAUACAGUGCUUUGAGGGUAUGCAGGAAGCCUAUGGAAUUAAGCCCCGGGUUGAUCAUUACUCUUGCAUGGUGGAUCUUCUCUGCCGAGCUGGUUUGCUUGAAAGAUCGGUAAACUUGAUUCGCUCUAUGCCCUUUGAGCCACAUCCUUCUGCAUAUGGCACUCUAUUGGCUGCCUGUAGAGUUUAUAAGAAUUUGGAAUUUGCUGAGUUUGCUGCUGGAAAGCUAAUCGAGCAGAACCCGCAGAGCGCAGGCGCCUAUGUGCAGCUGGCAAAUAUUUAUGCUGCAGCAAAUCAGUGGGCCGACGUCUCUAGAGUAAGGCGGUGGAUGAAGGAUAAUGCAGUGGUCAAAACACCCGGGUACAGCUGGGUUGAGAUAAAGGGCGUAAUUCACGAGUUUAGAUCAAAUGACAGAUUACAUCCUCAGCUUCAUUUGAUUCAUGGAAAGCUGGAGCAGUUAGAGGAGCGGAUGAAGGCAAUGGGUUAUGUUCCAGAUCUUGAUUUCGCACUUCAUGAUGUAGAGGAGAGUCUGAAGGUGCAAAUGCUAAUGAGGCACAGCGAGAAGCUCGCAAUUGCGUUUGGCCUGAUUAGUACUGCUCCUGGGUUAACCUUGAGGAUUUUCAAGAAUCUCAGGAUUUGUGGAGAUUGUCACAAUGCUGCAAAGCUCAUCUCCAAGAUCGAGGAUCGAGAAAUCAUUCUGAGGGAUACGACACGUUUCCAUCACUUUAGACGUGGCCAUUGUUCAUGCGGGGAUUACUGGUGAAGAAUACCAAUAACAAUGUAUACUAGCAAAUUUCAUUGGUUUGCAACAGUAUUUGAUCCUCAACAAGAACAUGAAUGUUGAUGCAUUGGGUCUGCGCAGUGCUCAACAUCCUAACAUGUGAGGAAUUUACCAUAGCGGUUUCUGUGUGUGAAUUAGAAUUACUGGUACAGUUAAUGGUCCAUCAAUCUUGAGUGAUGAAUGCAGUUUCUAUCAACAAAUUACAUUUAAUUCAUCUGUGAUGGGUAAUCUUGAGAUCCUGACACUGGUGACCUGUCCUUGCCUAUUGAUAAAAAGUGGGAUGUAAAUAUAUGGAAAUGAUGCCGAGGAAAACGCUGAAGAAUUUCGCUUUGUGUGGCAAGAACAUCUGAAAGGGCUUGAUUGCCAUCAUUCCAAACUGAUGACCACAUCCAAGAAGACUAAGGUUGGAAUGAAAACUAGUGACCUUGAGGGAACAGCUGGGCAUCACACAGGGACAUCACUGCUGGAGAUCAUUGCCCACAGACUUACAGUCUCUGAGACAAUCGAGAGAACAUAAAGGCCAGCAUAAUAGCAUGCAAUGAUGCAACACGGCACCACAGAAUCUACAGGCCGAGAAGUACAAAGUGAUGUGCAUUGUGAAGCCACCACAAUGAUGCAUGAAGAUAUGGACGGACUAUUAGGGAUAUCCUGAUCAUAUUGUGCUGAAAAAAAGAGGAACUACUAUCACUACGACACUGUUCAAUGGAAGGUCAACAUUACUGCUUCACCCUUGUAUGGCUGAAUCUAUCUGAUGAAAAAGGAAAAGGAAUGAUGUCUUCACGGGCAACAUCUUGGGCAAGGAAACAUUCUCAUUUCUGCAAUCAAUACUUCCGCUGUUGUAUGGUCCAUCUGUGGCCUCACCUCCUCACGGUAUCCCAUCUCCACAAAAUUACUCACUUUAUGUUUGAUUUUAGCUCCUUGUUUCAGUUUGAAGUUCUCUUUACUAGGAUAUGUGCAAUCGAUGCAAGU